This is a messenger RNA of Puntigrus tetrazona (Sumatra barb), 951 nucleotides long. RefSeq names its product olfactory receptor 52K1-like. The record is from RefSeq and is a predicted model, not a curated record. Gene Ontology annotation, cellular component: membrane. Gene Ontology annotation, molecular function: olfactory receptor activity; G protein-coupled receptor activity. Gene Ontology annotation, biological process: G protein-coupled receptor signaling pathway. NCBI's taxonomy places the organism in Eukaryota, Metazoa, Chordata, Actinopteri, Cypriniformes, Cyprinidae. The coding region runs from base 1 to 951 and encodes 316 amino acids. The transcript has a single exon.
AUGACUCCCACAAAUGUCUCUGUCUUUACUGAAUUCUACCUGCUGGGAUUUCCAGGACUCUAUCCACAGUAUUAUGGAGCCGUGGGAACCCUUUUGUUCUUUGUAUACCUGACACUAGCUGGAGGAAAUCUCUUUAUUAUUGCAUUUAUUUCUUAUGAGAGAAGCCUUCAGAAACCCACCUACUUAAUCUUCUGUAAUCUUGCAGUAUCCGAUCUUGCUUUUGGGACCGUCACACUUCCUAAAGCCAUUGCAAAAUACUUUUUCAAUAACAGUGAAAUAUCAUUUUAUAGCUGCUUUGUGCAGAUGUUUUUUGUUCACUACUUAGGGAGUAUUAACUCUUUCCUAAUGCUAUUAAUGGCCGUUGAUCGGUUUGUGGCAGUGUGUAAUCCGCUGAGAUACUGUGUCCUUAUUACAAAUAAGACUAUUUUAUUAGUAUGUGCAGCCACUUGGACCAUUUGUAUUUCAUGGCUGACAGUCAUUGUUUAUCAUGCCUUCAAUGAACCCUACUGUGAUUCUAAUGUAAUAACCCAAAAUUACUGUGACCAAAAUUCAAUAAUCAAACUGUCUUGUGGUGACGUUAGGCAGAAAAAGUUUUUUUCAUUUUCAUGUGCCAUGUUUGUUCUUUUGGGGCCUUUGAUUUUCAUUAUUUUUUCUUUUAUUGCUAUCAUCACAUCUGUUUUCAAAAUUUCAGAUGUUCAAGCCCGAUAUAAAACAUUUUCAACUUGCACUCCUCAACUACUUAUCAUUUGUCUGUACUAUCUGCCCAGAUGUGUUGUUUAUGUGCAUGAUGUGACAAUAGCUAUCUCACCUGCCAUUCGAGUUUUGCUAAUCAUGUGGUACAGUCUUCUUCCACCUGUUGUCAAUCCAGUGAUUUACUGCUUUAGAACCAAAGAAAUCAAAGAUGCAUUAAAAAAAAAAUUUAGAAAUAGGAAAGUGAACAUGCAGAUAUGA